GGUGGAGCGAGCGCAUGAUCUGGCCAUUGCAGCUAUUCUAGGGCAGGGCAUUUGGAACUUCGGAGAGCUCGUAAGUAGUUGCGUCCGCAUGGACGCCAGUGUAUGUCCCCACUGACACCGAGUGCCUCUCCCCGUCCUGAUUGCAGCUCCUACACCCGCUUCUCCCUAUCCUCUCACCCACCCCGCACUCCUACCUCCUCCCGCUCCUCUCCUCCUUCUCCUCCGGCUCACUCCCCCUCUUCGACUCGCUCCUCCCUUCCAUCCAAUCGCACCCGCUCCUCACAACAAGCAUGCCUUUCCUCCGCCAAAAGAUCUGCCUCAUGGCACUCGUCGAGAGCGUCUCGAAACGAGAAUCGGCGCAGAGGGCUGCCUUACCCUUUGAGGUCGUGGCGAGGGAGACGGGCCUACCGGAGGAUGAGGUAGAGCAUCUGGUCAUGAAGGCAUUGAGUUUGGGACUGAUCAAAGGCAGUCUGGACCAGGCGAGGGCGAGGGUAUGCGUGGAGUGGGUCCAGCCUAGGGUUUUGGAGAUGGAGCAAUUGAAGGCGUUGCGGGGUAAGUUGGGAGCGUGGCUCGAGAGGGUCAAGGAUACGAGCCGAUUUGUGCAGGGACAGCAGGAAGGCGUCGGGGCUGGUGUUGGUGCCAAUGGCGCGGCGAGGGGGCAGGAGGCAAUCGUCGUGUGAGCGGCGCGAAGAGAGCGCGAGAAAACAACAAG
Molecule: messenger RNA, 712 nt
Organism: Jaminaea rosea
Lineage: Eukaryota; Fungi; Basidiomycota; Exobasidiomycetes; Microstromatales
Exons: 1
Coding region: 291-680 (129 amino acids)
Biological process (GO): ubiquitin-dependent protein catabolic process
Cellular component (GO): nucleus; proteasome regulatory particle, lid subcomplex; cytosol
Molecular function (GO): structural molecule activity
Source: RefSeq, a predicted model, not a curated record